UAUAUAGAAAAUUGGCCUUUUACUAAAAAAAACAUUCAUUCUCAUUCUAUUCUCAUUCUGAGCAAAAAAUUAGUUGAAUUAUUUGAAAUGCGAGGCUUAAUUCUAUUUGUUUUAUUAUGUUGGUACACCGUGAAUGGAAAGGUUUACAAUGCAGAUUACAAGCCCGCAAUGCCUUUAAAACUAAAUCUUACAGAAGAGCAAUUUGCAAAAUUAAAAAAAGAUUUUGACCGGGAUAUUGAAGAGAAUUUAAUUAUGGACACAUACUUGAAAGGUCUAAAGACAAGGAAUAUAACUGACGUUAGAGUGAUGGGUGGCACAGACGCGGUGUUAUCGGAGGCCUUAUAUUUCUGCCAAAUAUUCAACUUUAAUAAGUAUGGUUCAUACACUUUUUGUGGUGGCGCAGCAAUUGCCGAACGUUUUAUUGUUUCUUCCUCACAUUGUUUUAACAAGAAAGACUCACUACAAAAAAUUAAAGUUAGAAUCGGGUCAACGAAGCUAGGAAAAGGCGGCCACAUUGGAAUCAAGAAAAUAAUCACACAUAAUUCAGAAGAUUUGGCACUGCUUUUAACGGAAGAUGAGAUUGAAAGUGGAAACAGAAUUGGUCUGUCGUCUAUAGCAGAGAGACUCGGGGAGAUGGGAACCUUCUUUGGCUUCGGUAUCAAUGGUUUCCUAAACUCUGUACAACUACCAACAACGCUUCAAAAAACAACAAUCGUCGUGAAGGGAGCAAUUGGACACUGGCCCAAUUUGUUUGCUACUUCAGGAAACAUUAAAGGAGACUCCGGGGGAGCUGUUAUUUGGAAGGAAUACCGAAAAAGUGUGAUAGGAGGAAUUUAUUGUGUGCAUGUCCAGAAAAACAACACUUGUAUCUUUCUACGUGCUAAGGAUUUCAAGAUGUGGAUAAAUGAUCAAAUGGCUAUGGCCUUGUGA
Molecule: messenger RNA, 930 nt
Organism: Meloidogyne enterolobii
Lineage: Eukaryota; Metazoa; Nematoda; Chromadorea; Rhabditida; Meloidogynidae
Source: the annotation of a GenBank genome assembly